Messenger RNA from Rhincodon typus (whale shark), 433 nucleotides. RefSeq names its product transforming acidic coiled-coil-containing protein 2-like. Gene Ontology annotation, biological process: cell population proliferation; cerebral cortex development; mitotic spindle organization. Gene Ontology annotation, cellular component: cytoplasm. Lineage: Eukaryota; Metazoa; Chordata; Chondrichthyes; Orectolobiformes; Rhincodontidae. The record is from RefSeq and is a predicted model, not a curated record. Bases 149 to 418 code for a protein of 89 amino acids. The transcript is spliced from 4 exons.
CCUAGUUUGUUGAAGGUUUAGUUAUCAUGUUACUUUUUCCAGUUUCUUUCACUUGUCUCCAUGCUCACAGAUCAGAGGGAGGAGUACAGCCAGAAGACAAUGGGCCAAUUUUGGUUCAUGCUUACAACAAAGGGACAGUACACCGUCAAUGGACACUCCCAUUACGAAAGGUGCACUAUACUCUCGGACUGGUGACAGCGAGGUUGAUGACACUCAAGCGGAUGGACAUCAUUACAGUCAAAGAGAUUUGGAUUCUGCUCUGAGAACAGCUAGGGAGGAGAUUGUUGCUCAGGAAAGAGAAGCGGCAGACUGGAAGAGGAAAUAUGACGAAAGUAGGCAAGAGGUUGUUGAGAUGAGGCGGAUUGUUGCAGAGUACGAGAAGACCAUAGCCCAAAUGAUAGGUAAAAACUGUUUCUGAUAUUGUUAAACGUGU